Messenger RNA from Chionomys nivalis (European snow vole), 6493 nucleotides. It is a transcript of the gene Snapc5, whose product is annotated as small nuclear RNA activating complex polypeptide 5. Lineage: Eukaryota; Metazoa; Chordata; Mammalia; Rodentia; Cricetidae. The transcript has 4 exons. Gene Ontology annotation, biological process: transcription initiation at RNA polymerase III promoter; transcription by RNA polymerase II. The coding region runs from base 40 to 342 and encodes 100 amino acids. Gene Ontology annotation, cellular component: nucleus. The record is from RefSeq and is a predicted model, not a curated record.
CCCGGCAAAAGUCAUUGACCUUACGAGGGGAGAAAGAGGAUGCUAAGCCGGCUGCAGGAACUCCGCAAGGAGGAGGAAACGCUGCUGCGUCUGAAGGCGGCCUUGCACGACCAACUGAACCGCCUCAAGGUUGAAGAACUGGCCCUCCAAUCCAUGAUAAGUUCUCGAAGAGGGACUGAAACACUGUCUUCUCGGCCUGCGCCUGAACAGUUGUGUGAUAUGUCGGUGCAUGUCGACAAUGAAGCAUCAAUCAAUCAAACCACACUGAAGCUGAGUACAAGGAGCCCUAUGGAGGAAGAAGAGGAGGAGGAGGAGGAGGAGGAGGAAGAAUCUGAUUCGUAAGGGGGACAAGAGCUUGGAUGAGGUGCACGUCUGAACAGAGACAAGCAUGGGAGAGGCCUGAAAGCAACAUGGCAUGCCGCUGGGCAGAGGAGUUCCUCUUUGCUGCUUCCCAAAGGCUCAGAUGCUAGCGGCGUGGGUUGGUGUGCUGGGCUGGUUAAGCCCAAUGGUAGAGCAGAGCCACCCUGCGAAGUCCACCUCCUCAGCAUCAGAUCUCUUGAUGAAAGCAUGAACCUGGGUGCAGAAAACAGAGAAAGGAAAUGCUGUUAAAAACUACCAGGAGGAAAAAGCAAGAGUCUCAGCCUGGUCGGACCACUUGGAAGAUGCUUCUAGUGUUCACCCUUGAACAGCAAGUAGGCCAGCUGCAGCCCAAAGAUCCUCUGCCAUGACCAUGCAUAUAAGUUGUGCGGCCCUUGUCUCUGGGCAACCCUGACUUGUUAGAAGGUACACUACACUCAAGGCUACACCGGGCAUGGAGCAUGGACCUUAAAAUACCACAUCCCUGUGCCAAUGUCGUCAAACAAGAAUUAGAUGGAGAGCAACCCAGGACGCUGGAAAUGUGAGAUGAACCAGUCAGAACUAGGAAAAAAAAGUCCUGUCCUCAGGAAGGUUGUGGGCUGGCCCCUCCCUGACUCGCAUCCCAGGUCCCCCCUGUAACUCACAUGUGGCACUGUGCAGCCCCAACCCUGACUAAAGAAUGAGGGCUGGGGCAAGACGGACAAAUGGUCAAGUGAGAUGAAUAAACAGGCUCUGAGACUCACCAUGAGCUGCUUCAGGUCUGCUCUCUCUGCAGGGUUCUUUAUCAAGCUGAAAAGAAGGAAGAUUAAUGUGAGAGCACUGGUUUCCAGUCACUGCCCCUUACAUGAAGGCUGAGGAACUAGAGGCCUGAGCCUGGCUCUUCCUCCAUUCUAGGCACACCAUCCUGCCUGAGCACAUAAAGGAAGUCUUGCUGAAUUAAAUCAAGGUCAGGAAGCAACAGGAUGAUCCCUGCAGUUCAAGUAAGAGUAGCACGUGCCAGUGCUACAAGGGGUAUAACAGCAACCAGGGUCAGUGGACAGGGAAAGGGUAAGGCCAGGGUCUUGGGGAUGUAGUGCAAACUUACCAUUUAUUCACAAAAUCUUGGAAUUCCAGACUGAAUACUCCACUGGGCAAUUUUGGAGGAGGCUGCAAACAUAUCACCAUGUGAGACUCUUGACCGCUGUUCCAGUCACCUCCCCACCAUGCCUCUGGCCACUGCUACCCUCAUCGGUUCCAGGAAAGUGGCCUUAGGAAGUCCUGUUUGUCCUGGUUCACGUUGUUGGGACCACUUCAAGUAUUCUACCACUCUGGUGACUGAACAAACCAUGUUUCCCUUAGCCUGUUCAGUCUCCUAUGAAAUAAGGCUGUGCUAUCAGCUCUAGAACCCUGCGUUUAGACUCCGCUGCAGAGUAAGAAUAGUAGUGUAAGAGCGGGACUGGCCUGGAGGGUCAGCAGUAGUCACCAAUAGCAGAAGCCUCAGGAAUGCACAAACCAGGAAGUACCACUUCGGCCUGACUACUCCCAGAAACCACAAAACAAAACCGUUUUCUGAGCCCUGAAUAGUAACAGAAAGUUAAUAACACAUUAACUGGCAAGGCUGAGUAUGGAUGAAUACUGCCCACACGCUGUAGCAGUGUGGUCCCAGGUCCCUGGCACAGAUCCUGAGAGUAGCUUGAGGAAAUCUGCAGUUUACAUGACCUGUGCCAGCAAUGUAGCUUUCUUGGGAGGAGCAGUACUUGAGAUAGACCUAAGAUGUCCCUGCUCUAAUGAGACAUCAGCUAAAGCAUGCAGAAGGCAGAAGUAGGUAGAUCUCUUGAGUUCUAGGCCAGCCUAGUCUACAUAGUGAAUUCAAGUCAGAGAUAUGUAGUGAGACCCUGUUUUAAAAAACAAAGAGGAAGGAAGGAAGAAAAAAACCACUAAUUGGGUGGUACCUGCUUGCAGUCCCAUCAUUUUGGAAGGCUGAGGCAUUUGAGACUAGUCCAGGCUACAUGAUGAGAGCUUACCUAAAACAAACAGAACCAACCCUGGUUCUGCACGCGUGGCUCAGUUCAGUGGUAGAGAGCUUGCAUAGCAUGUAUGAGGCAGGUUUUGUCCUCAGCAUUACAAAAACAAAAUGCAAGUACCCUACUAAAAAGCCCAAUAAACCCUUACACCCUGAAGGCCUUGUCAAUUUGAGGUCAGCUCCCACCCAGAUUGUAGAACAGUGGGCCUGAGCAAGCUCCUCCCAGUAAAUUGUCCCUGCUGCUGAGGUGGUGAGGAAUAUUCAAGAGAAAACUACUGGUCUCCAGAGGCCAAAGCCUGCUCCUCCUAAGAAAGGGCAGACAAGGAAGGGCUGAGUGCAAACAAAGACACUUGGGGUCAGGGAAUGGAAAGAGGUAGGUGACAGAAAACGCUGGGGAAAAGACGUAGCUACUGCCCAUCCUGGAGCCUCAGUUUCCUUACCUAUAUGAAGAGGGCAAAGGCAGUUUGGCCCACCUCGGCUGGCUUGAAGAAGAGUGAGGAAAGCAGUGUACAGAGCUGCACAGGUGGUCCAGGCCUCCCUAACAGGCCGCCCACCUAGAGCCAUGCAGGCUUCAAUAGACAGAGGACAGAUGGCCCACCCAGCACUGAUGAGCCUCUCAAGCCGGCACUGUUCUGCCUUGCCCUGUGCUGCUUGGCACACUGAUCUACACACAUUAGAGAAGUAAAGUAGGUUUCCUGGUGAGCAGGAAAAGAUAAAUGUAGGAUAUUCCCUGUAGAGUUUGUGAGAGUGGACCUUUUGUGCCUUUAAGGGUCUGUUUUCAGAGAAGGACAGAGGAUAUCCUAUGAUUUAUUGAGGCAGUAAAAGAAAGGUGACAACUGUGUCUGCGCCCAGUGCUGCCUGUGAAAGGUAACAGCACUCAUCCCUUCUCAUCAACUGCCAAGGCUGCUCCUUCUGCAAGACAGAGUACUGGUCCACCCGGCUUCCUCACAUCCAUGUGCUGCCCCAGGCUAUCUGGAGCAAACCUUGGGGCAAGUCUCCUCCAUCAUUUCACAACAGGUAUGGCUCUUUAUAUUAAAGUCAACCAAGAGUAAUAAUAAAGAGUUUGAUUUUUAAUCGCCUUUUUAGUAGGCACAUUAAACUUUUUUCUCUUCUUUUAGAGAGAGUGUCUCAUUCUAUAGUGCAGGCUAGCCCAGAAGUCAUGAUAUUCUCCCUUGGCCUCCCAUGUGCUAGGAUUACAGGAUUGAGCCACUUCAACCCAAAGUAAUUUGCUUAUUCACAGAAUUGAUAAUGGAUGUUCCACAUCUCUUUCUAUAGUCACCGCAUUUUUUUAAAAUUUAUCUAUUAUACAUAUACCUGCCAGAAGAGGGUGCCAGAUCUCAUUACAGAUGGUUGUGAGCCACCAUGUGGUUGCUGGGAAUUAAACUCAGGACCUCUAGAAGAGCAGACAGUGCUCUUAACCUCUGAGCCAUCUCUCCAACCCUAGUCACAGCUUUUUAAACAGCACGUUAUAAGAAACAGCUGGAUGGUGGUGGUACACGUCUUUAAUCCCAGCACUCAGAAGGCAGAAGCGGGUGGAUGGCUGAGAACUGAAGGCCAGCCUGUUCUACAGGGCCAGUUCUAGAACAGCCAAGAAAUAUAUACAGAGGUCACAGGCAUGCUGACUAAGUCAGCCAUGGUUUUUUCUUCCACCUACACUUCUGAGACAGGGAUCUUACUAUGUAGUCCAGUUCUGCCCCGGGCUUAAAACUCUCCUGUCUCAAUCUGAGUACUGGGAUCACAGGUAUAUACCAACACACUCAUAACUGCUAUUUUAUUUUUUCCCUUUCCAAGUUUUUGUUUUUGCAUUUUAUGUGUGUAUUUUGUCCAUAUGUAUGUCUGUGUAUUACAUGCAUGCAGUAUCCACAAAGGAGGGUGUCAGAUCCCUUGGAACUAGGGUUACAGAUGAUUAUGAGCUGUCAUGUGAGUGCUGGGAAUUGAACCCAGAUCCUCUGCAAGAACAACCACUGUGCUUACCCACCGAGCCAUCUCGCCAGCUCAUAACUUUUUUUUUUUUUAAAGCUUUAUGUAUGAGUGCCCUAGCUCUAUGUACAACUUUAUGCCAGAAGAGGGCAUCAGAUCCCAGGAUAGAUGGUUGUGAGCCACCAUGUGGUUCCUGGGAAUUAAACUUAGGACCUCUGGUAUUCUUAACUACUAAACCAUCUCUCCAGCCCUCAUAACUACUUUCCUAAGUAGAAUAACUUACGUCAAGGAAACCUGGCAGCACUUACCUCAUUGACUAUAUAAUCCAACAACUCAAAAAUUGCCAUGGGAGGUCGGCUGUCCAUUCCAUAUGCUGCAGAUUUAUAAAGAAGAAGUUAAAAAAAAUGUAGAUAUAGACAAGAAGCUACUUGCCAAUAUGAGUCAAGGGGUUGAGCACAGAUCAUUAAUAAAAAGCCACUUUAGUCAAGGCCUAAACAUGGAGAGAAUCCAGAAGGCUAGGCUAUGAGUCUGUGCUCAGGAACAUCCUAGAUGUGUGACCUCAAGCAAAUCAGUUGACCACCGAGUCAAAGAAUAGAUCUUUGGAAUGGGAAUCAAGUGACAAUUCAUCUUCCCAUCCUUCAUUUACAGAGCAGCCAAUGGCAUAACAAGUAAAUAAGUUCAGGGCUAUAUUUGGGCUUGGCUUAUGUGCAUUGUAUAAGUAGAGCCCACAGCUUCACAAGUGCUAGGCAAGCUCUGCCACUAAGCCAAACUCUCAGGCUUAGAAUUUGUUUUUAAUUCGCCCUGAGCAUGUAUUUCUUCCUUUCCUGCACAAAGAUCACAAGCAAUUGACCAUGAGGAACAUUUUGUUUGAAAUGUGCUCAACUGACAAUUUCCAGUUCUCUCAUCUUCCUUACAAUGCUUGAAAUGUCAAACUGUUUAAAAAGGACAGUUGGGCCAGGCGGUGGUGGCGCACGCCUUUAAUCCCAGCACUCGGGAGGCAGAGGCAGGCGGAUCUCUGUGAGUUAGAGGCCAUCCUGGUCUACAAGAGCUAGUUCCAGGACAGGCUCCAAAAGCUACUGAGAAACCCUGUCUUGAAAUCCGUCCCCCAAAAAUAAAUUAAUUAAUUAAAUAAAUAAAUAAAAAGGACAGUUGGAAAUGUUAUACAUGUUUGUUUUUUUAGGUGUUCAUUUAUUCGACUGACAAUUAAUUUUACAUGCUAUAUAAUAAAAUUUCCAGCCGGGCAGUGGUGGCACACACCUUUAAUCCCAGCACUUGGGAAGUAGAGGUAAGCAGAUCUCUGUGAAUUUGAGGCCAGUCUGGUCUACAAAGUAAGUUCCAGGACAGCCAGGGCUGUCCCACAGAGAAACCCUGUCCCGAGAUAGGUAGGUAGGUAGGUAGGUAGGUAGGUAGGUAGGUAGGUAGAUAGAUAGAUAGAUAGAUAGUCAGAUAGAUAGUCAGAUAGAUAGUCAGAUAGAUAGAAUGACCACAAUAUUAAAAACAAAAAGGAAAAAAAAACCAAGACAUGCCCUUCAAGCACUGAUGCCUCUCUCUUCCUGCACAUGUUUAGUCACUAGGUUAACAGGAUAAAGACCAGUUCUCCCUGGUCAGACAAGAACUCCAAACAGAAGUCACAUAAAAAUGAGAAGGCUGGCCAGGUACGGUGGCACAUGUAUUUAAUCCCAGCACUCAGGAGGCAAAAACGGGGCAAUUUCUGGGAGCAAAAGCUAGCCUGCUCUACAGAGAAAGUUUCAGGUCACUCAGAGUUACACUGUACCUCAAAAAAACUUCAAGCAAAAACAAAACACCAAAAUAAAUAACUAAACAAAAGCCUGAGAAAGUUGUAUGAGAAGGAUGUACAAGAGCCAGGCAUCUCAGUGUACAACACUCAGAAGCAUGUGCUGCUGCUAAGUUUAUGCUUUAGCAGUCAGAUUAGCCACUUCUUAUGGUCUGUGUGGUCUUGGCAAGGAAAGUGCUCUGUGCCUCAGUUUCUUCCCUGAAGCAGAGAUCAUCGCAGUGCUCAUGAACAUACUGCUUUUAAAAUUAGAACACAUUUGGCAGAUCUAUGGAGACAGGAAAUGAGCAGAUUAGUGGUUGCCAGGGGAUGGGCUGGUGGGAAGUAGGAGUAACUGGUAGUGGGGAAAGAUGAUCUGGGGGUGAUGGAAAUGUUCUAGAAAGAUUGUGCUGGUGGUGGCAGCUGCACAACAGAAGCACAUA